CUCGAUGUGUACAUUGAGGAUGUUACAAAUCGCCGACCGGCGUUUUAUAAUUUGUUUGCUUUUUUCGGGUUAAUGUACCAGAUAAAUCCUAAAUAAAAUUGUUAAUUUACGAACUAAAUAUGGAAAUACAGUGGUCGGCAAUUCUGAAGGGGGCAUUUGUUUUGGUUGCCUUAGGUCAUCUGAUUGUGUGCCCUUACACAAAGGUGGAGGAGAGCUUCAACUUGCAAGCAAUGCAUGAUCUACUUUAUCAUGGAUUGGACAUCGAAAAGUUUGACCAUCUGGAGUUUCCUGGUGUUGUUCCAAGAACGUUCAUAGGUGCCAUAUUCGUAUCGACACUAUCAAGUCCAGUUGUCAGAUUGGCCAGAUACUGCGGCUUCGAUAAAUUCUUUAGUCAAUAUAUUGUGCGAGCUACUCUUGGCUUAUGUGUGAUCUAUGCUCUGUUCAGGCUGCAUAAAUCCAUCUCCAAGUUGUACAGUGCCGGCAUCGGGAAAUGGUUCCUCCUCAUCACUGCCUCACAGUUUCAUUUCAUGUUCUACUUAUCAAGACCACUGCCAAACAUAUUUGCCCUUGUCGGCGUUUUGUUAGCCCUUCACUACUGGUUGGAACAGAAGCAUCUCAAGUUUAUUGCUGCGUCAGCAUUUUCUGCCAUCAUCUUCCGAGCAGAGUUGGGCAUUUUGAUGGGGCUCUUGUUGGUGGUGAGCUUGUUUAGAACGAAGCUCACCGUGGUUAGAUCAAUUUGCUAUGCUGUUCCUCUUGGACUUCUAGCUCUAGGUUUGACAGUACUGGUUGAUUCAGUGUUUUGGAAGAGGUGGCUGUGGCCGGAAGGAACCGUACUCUACUUCAACACUGUGCUGAACAAGAGCUUCAAGUGGGGCACCCUGCCAUUCGCCUGGUACUUCUACUCGGCGAUUCCCCGAGCUCUCUCCAGUAGCUUGGUGUUCGUUCCCCUUGGUGCUUACAUGGACAGUAGAUCCCGACAGGUACUCCUACCGGCCAUUUGCUUUGUCUUCCUCUACUCAUUCCUCCCACACAAGGAGCUGAGGUUCAUCAUCUAUACGAUACCGAUGUUCAACUUGGCUGCAGCCUGUGCGUGUGACAGAUUGUACCAAACAAGAAGGAAGUCUAUAUUCAGGAGACUCAUAUCAUUGGUAGCAGGCGGUCAUCUUGUCUUCAAUCUUUGCUCAACAGCCAUAUUCCUCUACAUCUCGCAUCAUAAUUACCCUGGUGCAAUGGCCAUAAAUGCAUUGCAUCAGAUAGUACCAAGCUCUCAAGAUGUCAAUGUGCACAUUGGUGUGGAGAGCGCUCAGACAGGAGUAUCCAGGUUUACACAGCUUCAUGAUCACUGGAGGUAUGACAAGACUGAGAACCUGCUCCACGGCGGUGCCAAGAUGUCAAAGUUCAGCCAUAUCUUGCUUGGUAUCACAGUCGAUAACGUCCAGCCAUAUCUAAAAACUCAUGAACGCCUUCGAAUGAUCAGAGGUUUUCACAGCAUCUCCCUAAACAAGGACUUUGGACGCGGCUCGUGGAAAUUAUUUGACGUUCUUUUUCACCCGCGUGUGUUUGUGAUUCGGAGUCUGAACGCGGAUGAACUGCAAGAAGAAAAAGAAAAGGAAGCCAGAGGACUUUAGAUCAUUUCUCCGAGAUUUAUUAUCUUUACUACGUUGGAAUUAAAAUGUAAAAAAUGAAACAAAUGAAACAAAUGCAAGUUCUUAUAGUGCUUUUAUCAUGUAGAACAUUCUCAAGGCGCUUUUCAAUCAUUCCCUAGCCUAGGCGGAAACUUUUCCGUAGACUUCAUCCAUUCCCUAGUCUGGGCUGAAACCUUUUAGUAGAUCUCAGAUUGGCCGCUCAAUCAGCGCAGACUAAUGCAUUAAGCAUUGUCCUUUAUACUAAGUUCUUGCUCUCCGCACAAAUAGAAUAAUGACCUAUUGCAUUUGAGGAAGUUUUCAAAAUUUUAAGAUUGAUGCCAUGUAUGGAGCAAUGCCUUUGAUUUCAGCCAAUAGCAUGGUGUCUUGAAGGCACCCCUUCUUGGUGGUAAAUUUUGUUGUCUUUAUUCAUGACUGACGUUCUCUGUGAAAGAUGAAGUUAAAAGGAAUCGCGUCAGUAUAAUAAAAUUGUUAGAUAUUGUACAGGUAAAUUUUUUCCUCUCCCCAUGUGCUACCUUAGUAAUCAUGCAAAUUAAAUUGACUGGUGUAAGAUAGUUCUUUUCACUACAUACUAAGUUACCAGUACUUCAUUUACAAACGGUACUAAGAACUCAAAUCGAAUGUAUUUUUUAUAUGCAUGUACAAUUUAUAUUGUGAUCAAUUAUAUGAUAUUGUGAUCAAUUAUAUGAUAUUGUGAUCAAUUAUAUGAUAUUGUGAUCAGUGAUUAAGCUUUGUGAUUAUAAAGCCUGUAAGGAA
Molecule: messenger RNA, 2399 nt
Organism: Lineus longissimus
Lineage: Eukaryota; Metazoa; Nemertea; Pilidiophora; Heteronemertea; Lineidae
Product: dol-P-Man:Man(7)GlcNAc(2)-PP-Dol alpha-1,6-mannosyltransferase-like
Exons: 10
Coding region: 120-1628 (502 amino acids)
Biological process (GO): protein N-linked glycosylation
Cellular component (GO): endoplasmic reticulum membrane
Molecular function (GO): alpha-1,6-mannosyltransferase activity
Source: RefSeq, a predicted model, not a curated record